Messenger RNA from Frankliniella occidentalis (western flower thrips), 8207 nucleotides. RefSeq names its product zinc finger protein castor homolog 1. NCBI's taxonomy places the organism in Eukaryota, Metazoa, Arthropoda, Insecta, Thysanoptera, Thripidae. The transcript has 16 exons. Gene Ontology annotation, molecular function: RNA polymerase II transcription regulatory region sequence-specific DNA binding; DNA-binding transcription factor activity, RNA polymerase II-specific. Gene Ontology annotation, biological process: regulation of neuron differentiation; positive regulation of transcription by RNA polymerase II. Gene Ontology annotation, cellular component: nucleus. The record is from RefSeq and is a predicted model, not a curated record. Bases 180 to 6332 code for a protein of 2050 amino acids.
GACGCGGCCCGCGCCAGUCGGUCGCAGGCCGGGAGCGCGCGAGCAUCGCACCGGACGGAGUGAGCGUGUGUCGCGCGGGGGGCAGUAGUGCGCGCGCGCGCGAGUGUGUGUGUGUGUGUGAGAGAGAGAGGGUGUGUGCGUGCGUGACAGGACCAUGGCGUAGUGGUGGUGCGACCAGGAUGUCGACCCUCAUGACGACGCAGACGCCCGGCAUGGUCUCGCCCCCGGGCGCGGCGCCCUUCAGCCUGGACGCCAUCCGCAGGCAGGUGCUGGAGAGGCACCUGCCCCUGCCCGCCACGCUGCCCGCCCUGCACCAAGAGGAACACUUCGGCACGCAAGAUGCUGCCGGGAUGAACGGGGUCUGCGAGGAGGAGGACGCCGAGGGUGAGGACGGCGCCGACGCCGAGGAGGGCUGCAGCGGUGCCGAGGGCGAAGCGGAGGGCCUCGACGGUCCCGACGGCGAGGCCGACCAGGACGGCGACGACGAGGCGCCACGCCAGCCUUGCGCGGACGACGAGCCGCGCAGGAACAAGAGAAAGAACUUCAAGCCCAGGAACAUCUUGUACGACGAGGAGCAGCAGGGCGCCAACAACAACCCCCAGCCUUUGCCCGGGCUGCCCGGUCCCGGGGCCGCCUCCGACUCGGACGGCGACGAGCACGGCGCGCUCGGCAGCGCGAUGGGGAUGGACAUGGCCGUGCACGCGGGCAUGAAGAGGCGCAGUCGGAAGCCGUUGUUCGCGCCGCAGAAGAGGUACGCCGUCGAGGAGGGCGGCUCCCCCGCGCCGCGCUUCGGGGCCCUGGACCUGAGCUCGGGGGGCGCGGCCCCUGGUCAGGAUGGCGAGGACGACAGCUCAGCAUUUGGCGAGGACGACGACAGUCGGUCGUCGUACCCUACGCUCCACCACCUGAACAGUGGCCCGGAAGAUGAGAGCUCCGACGUGAACCUGAGCGACGGCGGCGGAGCGGGUGGCGUCCCCAGCGCCUCCAUGCUCAGCCGCAACCACCUGCUCAAGCCGCGGGCGCACGUGCGGCACCUGGACAGGGACAGCUCGAGCGCGGCCGAGGGCGACUCGAGCCUGGAUCUGUCCGGCUCGGACAGCCGGCUCUUCGGGCGGCAGCAAGUGUUCGGCGCACCCGACGACGUGCUGUCCGGCAGCCCGCGCGGCCCGGGCAGCACCUCGCCGUCGGCGGAGGACGUGCUGGCCGCGGACCUGUCGCGCGCCGGCGGGCUGGACGCCUUCAACCCCAUGGCCACGCCGCUCAUGGCGGCGCAGAUGGCGGCCGCGGCGGCCUUCCGGAGGCACCAGGGCGGCGACCAGAGUGCGUCCGCCAUGAAGGACUUUGCCGAGAAGACCAUGAGGGAGCUGCUCGGCAUCUACGGGCUCGGGGCCGAGGUGGCCGAACCCUUCGGCGGCGUGCCCAUGGCCAACUUCACCUCAGGCAAGAUCCUAGAGGCGCUGUCGCUGGGCGGCGGCGCGCCGGCGGGGCUCAACUUCAACCUGGCGCGGGCGGCGGCGGCGCAGCAGCGGCUGUCGAGCCCGCCGUCGCAGCCGCCCACACCGCCGAGGACGCCGCUGUCUCCACAGCAGGGCGAGCAGCAACAGCAACAGCAGCAACAACAGCAGCAGCAACAGCAGCAGCAGCAACAGCAGCAGAGGCAGUCGCCGCUCGCCGCGGGCGCCACCCCUCCGCCGCAGCCGCAGCACCAGGCGGCCCUGGCGGCCGCGCUGCACGCAGCGGGGCUGGCGCCCUCCUCGUCCACCGAGUUCGACGACUUCCGGGGCAAGCUGGCCGACAACAUGGCCAAGCUGACUGGGCUGCCGGCGUCCUCGAUCAUGAACGACCCCAGGGUGAUGCUGCCCCAGAACCUGCAGACCAUCCUGACGCUGGCGGCGCUGCAGGACCAGAACGCGGUGGCGGCCAAGGCGCUGCGCUCGCCCAACCUGCCGCUCAUGGACCCUAAGAGUGGCGGCCUGCUCCAGGGCAUGCCCUCGCUCGCGGCCGCGGCCUCUGGACUCGGCGGCGGCGUGGUGCCCGGCGGCGUCGCCCCCGGUGCGCCCGGCGGCGUCCCCGGCGUCCCCGGCGCGGCCGGCGGCAAGGCGGCGGCCCCCAUCGACUACUCGCGCUACGUGAAGCGCUUCAGCUCGGCGCUCGAGUGCGGCCGCGCCUUCUGCAAGGACCUCAACUACAGGGAGCACUUCCACUGCAUCGAGUGCAACUCGCGUGUCUUCGUCAAAAAGGAGGAGAUGAUACGGCACUUCAAGUGGCACAAGAAGCGCGCCGAGAGCCUGGCGCACGGCUUCAUGCGGUACUCGCCCAACGACGACUGCUCGGACCGGUAUCGGGAGUGCUCGCACAACCGCAAGCAGACGCACUACCACUGCAUCAAGGAGAACUGCGACAAGGUGUACAUCAGCACGUCGGACGUGCAGAUGCACGCCAACUACCACCGCAAGGACUCGGCCAUCAUCCAGGAGGGCUUCCAGCGCUUCCGCGCCACCGAGGAGUGCCGCACCGAGUACUGCGUGUUCUUCGGCCAGCGCACCACGCACUUCCACUGCCGGCGCGACGGCUGCAAGUACACGUUCAAGAACAAGGCGGAUAUGGAAAAGCACAAGACGUACCACAUCAAAGACGAGCAGUUGACGCGGGACGGCUUCAAGAAGUUCAUGAAGCAGGACCCCUGCCCGUUCGAAGGCUGCCGUUUCUCCGGCAACUGCAACCACAUCCACUGCAUCCGCUCGGGCUGCUCGUACGUGCUGCACUCGAGCGGCCAGCUCUUCUCGCACAAGCGCAAGCACGAGCGCAAGGACUCGGAGCUGGCCUACCGCAAGUACAAGCUGGCCCAGUCCAUGAUGAAGUCGCUGGUGGACGGGCAGGCGUUCGCCGACCAGUUCAGCGCCGGCAUGGGCGACGAGGCCGUCAACGUGAACGCGCUGCACUCGCUGAUGGCGGGGCUGGGCGGACAGCCCGGCGCAGCGCCUCAGCACGGCGCCGACCCCGCGGACGCCAACGGCCGCUCGCUGUCACCGGGACAGGGUAGCCAGGGUGGCCCCGGCGCGCCGCCGCCGCACCCGCUGCUCGCGUUGCAGCAGCACAUGCCCGCCUUCAUGCUGCCGCCGCCCUACAUGCUGCCCCAGGACGGCGACAAGGCCGCCGCCGACACUCCCACCGACCUGACCAGGUCGUCGCCGACCCCGGAGCAGCACCAGCAGGCCCCCUCCUGGCACACUCCGCAGUCGGUGCCGCCGGCGCCGCAGCAGUCCCCGCAGCCCGCGCAGCCGCAGGCCAACGCCCCGGAGGAGGCGCUGUGGCAGCGCGUGUCGUGGCGCUUCGCGGGCGCCGAGCGCUGCCCGCAGGUGUCGCCCGGGUGCGAGCUGGCGGGCCGCGAGCACUGGCACUGCCGCGCCGAGGGCUGCGCCAUGGUGCUGCGCGCCCGGGAGGCCGUGCUGGAGCACGCGCGCAACCACGACGCGCAGGACCAGGUGAGCGAGGCCUACUACGUGACGGUGGGGCCCGCCGGCAGCAGCUCGCCCAGGGCCGCCAGCACCGAGGGCAAGUGUCACUGCGACCAGGACUGCCCGUACCAGGACAAGGAGAAACACUACCACUGCACCUGGGACAACUGCCGCGAGAUCAUCCUGCCCACGGACAAGCCGUUCCGCCGGCUGGACCACUACAAGAUGCACGAGUACUCGCGGAAGCUGUCGCAGAGUCGCGACCCGCUCACCACGAUGCACCUGGCCUCCUCCAUCGACGCCAUGUUCCGCCGCAAGCGCGGUCGGCCGCCAAAGAACCGCGUCAUCGAAGUGUGGAACGACUAUAUGUCCGGCCCUCCCGGCUCCUCCAUGCCAGACACCCCGCAGGCCAUCUUCACCAGCUUCAAGCUGCCCAAGCCCUCGGCCCCCGCCGCCGGCCCCCGGCAGUCUCCCCUGCAGCAGCAGCUGCAGCAGCUGCACCACCAGGGGCCUUCCCAGCCCCCGCCGUCCAUGUUCGGCCCGGCAGCCUCCCCUCCUGCCCCUGAGGACGACGCCCACAACAGGGCCUCCUCGCCGAACACGCUGGAGCUGCUGCAGGAGGGCUUCAUGCUGUUCGAGCAGGGCGAGGGCUCGCGCUGCGGCGACGCGCUCUGCUCGCUGUCGGGCCGGCGCCACUUCCACUGCAAGCAGCCGCGCUGCUUCUACGCCACGGACCGCGAGGACGUGCUGCUCAUGCACGCCCGCGACUUCCACGACAACAUCGACAUCCUGCCGGGCUUUGUGUUCUUCGACCGCAGCAUCGACUGCCGCCUGCCAGGCUGCCCCAGCAACCGCGCCAACAGGCACUUCCACUGCGCCCGGCCCGCGUGCGGAUACUCGUUCGUGCGCUACUCCAACAUGGCCCAGCACGAGGCCAAGCACCGCGGCGAGGCCAACAACAACAACCAGGAUGGCGACGCGAAGGCGGACAUGGGCGCCAACACCCCGCUCAGAGAGAUGUCUCCAGUGGGCAGCGCUGUCAUGUCCCCGGCGACGGGCCCGGGGCCCGCGGGGACACCCCCCACCACCACGCCCGGGACACCCUCCCCGGCGCCGGGCACCCCCCGGUCCAGGCCGCCCAGCAUCCCUCACCAGCUCGAGCAGUCCCGUGCCACAGUGGUGAGGGCAUCCGGCACUUUCUACCCCCUGUCUGCGUUCUCGUGCAGUAGCAGCGCAAGUGGCGCAAUCGGUGGUGGCGGUGGUUCAAAGCCCCUAGCCCCUCCCGCGGGGCCCGGGGGGCCCUGCGCGACGCCCCCCGCCCCCAAGUCCUCCCCUUCUCUGCCCCCAUCCCCGUCCGCUCCCUUCUCCCACGUCCCGAACCCUGCCCUGCUGGAGCGAAGGCACCACUUCGUCGCAGACAUCGUCAAGACUGAUCCCGACGCGUCCGGCCCGGGCGGCCACUCGCUGGCGCGCCUGCUGCAGCAACACGCCGAGGCUGGCGGUGGCGGCGGCCUGGCGCCCGUGCCGCCGUCCCCCACGGGGCUGCAGGGCGCGCCGGGCCCGCCGGCGCCCACCCCGCCGCAGCACGCGCCCGGCGCCCACACCCUCCCCGAGUGGAUGUCCCCCGACCGACACAUGCGCUACGGCCCGGAGCAGAGCUGCUCGCGGCCCUUCUGCAAGCUCAAGCGCAAGGAGCACUACCACUGCAACGCUUGCAACCAGGCCUUCUCCGAGCUGGAGCGGCUGCGGCCGCACAUCGCCAAGCACUCGACGGGUGCGCUGUCGCCCGGGACGCCCCUCAAGCGCGAGGGUGCGGCCACGCCCGAGGACAGCAACGACCACGACAGCAACGAGCAGCAGCCGUCGCCCGCCGAGCACUCGCUGGCCGCCGCCGCGGCGCUGGGCAUGCCGUCGCAGGCCGCCGCCAUGGGGGGCGUCGCGCUAGGCAUGCCUCCGCACGGCGCGCUGCACGGCCACGGCUCGCCCUUCCCGCAGCACCACUUCAACGCGGCCAUGGCCGCCGCCGUGGCCAACCAGCAGCUGGCCCUCAUGACCUCCCAGGGGCUGCCGUACCUCCAGCACGGCAUGCCCGCCAUCUACUCGUCGCCCUCCGGACUCAUGUUCGGAGUGUCGCCCUCGGGCUUCGGCGGCCCGCACCCCCUCACCUCCAACGGGCUCCUGGACCACCGGCUCGACGGCAUGGGCGGCGUGCCCGGCGUGCCCGGGCUGCACCAGCACCUCGCGCUCAAGCGCGCCAUGUCGCCGCACAUCAUGCCCGGGCACCAGGACAUGAGCCCCGAGGCCAAGAAGGCUCGCAUCCAGAACAGCAUGCGCAUUCUCAAGGACGAGCCUGUACCAGACGGCUACAUCAGGUUCAGGUUUAACGAGGACUGCAAGUACCCCCACUGCGGCUACAGGGAGCACCAGACGCACUUCCACUGCAUGCGCAAGGACUGCGGCUACUCGUUCUGCGACAAGACGCGCUUCGUGCAGCACACGGCGCGCCACGAGCGCCUGGACACGCUCAUGGGCGGCGACUUCCAGCAGUUCCGCGCCAACGUGUCCUGCAACCGGCCGGACUGCGUGUACACGUCCACACUGGGCGCCAUGCAGAACAAGGCGUCGCACUUCCACUGCCUCAAGUGCGAGUUCGUCUGCACCGACACCAACAAGGUGGUGGCUCACCGGCGACAGCACCAGAAGCUCGACUCUAUCAUGGCGGCCGGCUUCGAGAAGUUCACACCGUCCCAGCCCUGCCACUCAGAGUCGUGUGCGCACUCCGGCAAGCAGACUCACUACCACUGUCUAAGCUGCCAGUAUGCCGUCCUCGGGUUGUCGCAGAUGUCCGCCCACAAGUUCCGCCACUUAGAGUAGGGGGCGUCGUGCGUCGUUCCUUGCCGGUGUCCUGCUGACGGCGACCAUACCAGUCGGGUGACUUCUGCUCCCGGUCUGCAUGUCACAAACGCUAUAGUGGGGGCAGGGUUCACCCGACCGGUAUUGCUCGACACUCCUACUCGUAUCCGUUCCAGUGCCAUUUGGCCGUGUGUCUCUGUUAGACCAGACCGGUGAUAUUCGAUUAGAUUAUGGGGAGACCAAGUCUGUACAUUUUACUAAAAAAAAGAGUUUCUGUUAUAAACAAAGUGUGUGUAUUUCUUGUAGUGAUUUUACCUGUACAAAAUAUGGAAGAUAAUUACUUAAAAUAGUGAACUGUGUACAUUGUUUCAUCAUAUUUAUUCCUUUUUAUGUUAGUUGUUCAUAUUGGAGCUUGAUUUGAUGUUUAGAUGAAAUUGUAGUCAAUGUUUUAAUCCAUGUUUGGUAGUAUGCUUGAAAGCAUCGUAUCACAUUAUUUAUAGUACUAAUACUCAAUCCUCUCUGUACAUAGUAUUAUGUAGUAACAUUUAGGUUUGAUUAGUUUCAUAAUGUAUAAAAUUAUAUGUAUACAGAAGUAUAGAUUUUAUGAAAUGUUAUUGAUUUUUGACUAUGUUGAACUGUAGUCAUAAAACACAAGAAGAUAGUGACGGUCACAUGAAUUAAUAUUUGUUUAUGCCCUCAUGUGGUAUCCUCAUCCAAAGAGAAACUGCCUCGGCAGAAUUAAUCUGUAACCAGCAAUUUUGUUUGUGGGUGAUUGAUGAAACUAGAAAAUAAGUGAAGUUAUUGCUUAGCAAAUAUUACUAUUAUUAUUGAUAUGUUUAUUUAAGUGCAUAGCACUUUUAGCCUAGUACACCAGUAUACCGGGAAUGAAAUGAUAUUUUUGUUUUUCAGCCCACCCAUUGUUUACUUAGGAUCUUUACCUACACCUUAUUUUCAAAUUUUUAUAAUGUACGCCUAAUUUUUCAAAAAGGAUUGUUUUUCUUUCAAGCUUUGCGUAAAAAAGGCUUAGCUACAUUUCCCAUUGCUCGAUCAAUUCUGUUUUUGUAAAAUGGGUAAAGAGAUAAUGAUCUCACCCGCUUGCCAUAUGUCAGACAAGUACUGGGAUUUAUCACAGUUUACGCAUAGGUCUUUUGAGAACCAAGUAUGAAAGUGAAGCGCUCUUAUUACUCAGCUUGUGCUCAUUGACUGUGUGAUUACAUUGGAGGAGGGUGUACUACGACUGAUUCUAAAGCUUUGAUUCUACCUUAUGACUCAUUUCAUCCAAAGAGAUCUGGUAAUUCUGUCAUGUGGGGUUUGUAGUAAGGUUUACAAAUGCUUCAUCAAUCUAGGGCAUGUAGCAGAUUAUUUCAUCUCCCAUAUUUUAUGAUAGUUGCAUUCCAUGUGUGAAAAUGAACAGAUGUGUGUCUGAGAGUGAAUGAAUGUAUAUAACAUUGUAAAUUGCCAAAAUAUUUCAAUGGUUUGUUGAUAUGUUUUCCUUCACUGUGUUUUUAUUCUGAGGUAGAGUGAAAUCACAAUGUGCCAUGGUCAUCGCCCCAUAAGCGAAACCUAAGCACUCAAACUACCUAGUCUUCUUUUAAACGUGUGCCUAAAAUUCAGGCCCAUUCCAGUUUUAUAACUUUCAUUGUUAAUUCUUUGGGUGUUUCAAAAUUAACUGACGUUUUAUGAAAUGUCUUCUUAUCCCAUGUUUUAAAUGAGCGGGAGUUGUUUGUUUUAUUUUUGCAAAUGUUAAUAGACAUACUGAUGUACAAUGCCACUGUGAAGAGUACAUUUAUUAUUGUACUGUUUGUAUAAGCCGUCAGCGGGCGUCUUGUGUUGUUAGAGUUCAUGUAGCUGUGAUUCUUAAAAGAAAAAAAUGAAUACAAGUAUUCUAUUUAUAAA